This is a messenger RNA of Ctenocephalides felis (cat flea), 1752 nucleotides long. RefSeq names its product rho GTPase-activating protein 1-like. The transcript has 9 exons. Gene Ontology annotation, cellular component: cytoplasm. NCBI's taxonomy places the organism in Eukaryota, Metazoa, Arthropoda, Insecta, Siphonaptera, Pulicidae. The record is from RefSeq and is a predicted model, not a curated record. The coding region runs from base 1 to 1458 and encodes 485 amino acids. Gene Ontology annotation, biological process: negative regulation of endocytic recycling; small GTPase-mediated signal transduction. Gene Ontology annotation, molecular function: GTPase activator activity.
AUGUAUUCCCUACAUGGAGACCCCGAAGAUGCAUAUCCGAGCUUAUCGGAUUUCCACGACUAUGAACCAAACUUAGAAUUCGAUGAUACUGAAUUGCAACAUCCUACAGGAGUCGAUGCAGGUAUUAUCGAUUACAUUGCCCCUCUGAGUACAAAUAGUGGAAGCGGUGAUUACUUAGAAAGUCCCAUGAGCGACGGAACAAUAGAAGAAAAUUUCGAAGAAAUGAUACCACAGGUUACAGAAACAGACGACAGCUUGCCUUAUAUAAAUAAUCAAGAGGAGGAAACAAAUAUAUCGGAAGAGACCAAGAAACGUUUCGAAGAAAUUGCAAAUUAUGGAGUCAUCGAAGUAGUUGGUGAUGACACGGCUGGACGUAAAACUAUAGUUGUCUACGCUUGCAGACUGCCUGCCAAGGAAGUUCUUAAUUUACAACUUCUUUUAGAUUACAUAACCCACACCCUCGACGCCUUCGUCAACGAGGACUACACCCUAGUCUACUUCCACCAAGGGCUCACCAGCAGAAACAAACCACCUUUGACGUGGCUCUGGCAGGCCUACAAAGCCUUCGACAGGAAAUUCAAGAAGAACCUGAAGGCCCUAUAUCUAGUGCACCCGACCAACUUUAUCCGAAUCGUUUGGCAAAUCUUCAAGCCCGCCAUCAGCAAAAAGUUCGGCCGGAAAGUCAUGUAUGUCAAUUACCUUUACGAACUCAGCGACCUGCUGCACUUGGAACAGAUGAGCCUGCCUCAGACCAUCUUAGAUUUCGAUGCCCAAUUGUUGUCAAAAAAUCCAAAAGCGACGACGGUGACGAAUACUCAAGUCGACCGCGUCAAUGCAAAUGUAUCGGCAGUCAGUCAUCAUUUGCCGACGCAACAAUUUGGUGUUUCUUUGCAGUAUAUUAAAGAAAAUCAUCCCGAUAUCGAAGAUGAUAUUCCGCCGAUUGUUAGGCAGUGUAUCGAGUUUCUGGAACAACCUGAUGCCUUAGAAACAGAAGGUUUGUUCAGACGUUCUGCCAAUGUGACGACGAUAAGGGAGUUACAAGAUCAGGUGAACAAAGGCGAGACGAUAAGUUUUGGUGGUGACCCACAUGUUGCCGCUGUUAUGCUUAAGACAUUCCUUCGAGAACUGGAAGAACCCCUAUUGACUUUUGAUCUGUAUGAUGAGAUUAUACAAUUUUUAUGUUGGCCUAAAGACGAAAGACCGAAAAGGGUGAAAGUUCUCAUAUUAGAAAAACUGCCUAUGGAAAAUUUGAAGCUGCUGGGAUUCAUUGCUAAAUUUUUAUGGAAGGUGAUGGACAGGUGCGACCUGAACAAGAUGACCUCCUCCAACCUGGCAGUAGUUUUCGGGCCAAAUCUGGUUCGUCAUCAGACCUGCACAAUGUCACUGCAGGCAAUUGCACCGAUAAAUGCAUUUACCGAUUUCAUGCUGCAGAACCAAGAGUCUAUUUUUAUUGUGUAAGUGAUGAUCAUAAUCAUAAUUGAUGAUGGACUAAUUAUUACGAUGCAUAUUUAAUAUGUAUUCAAUAGGUAAUGUGAAAGAAUUUGUUUAAUUAAGUCAAUUAAUGGUAAAAAAAAUAAUGCUGAUGUUGGUUUGUUUUCGUUCGAGAGACUUGUUGAGAUUUUAUAUGAAAGAGGAUCAAAAUAGUUAGUGACUACUUAUGUUUGUAUAAUAUGCAGAAUUUUAUGAUAUUUGUUAAUGCGGAGCAAGAACCGGUAAAAAAAAUAAGUAGAAAAAUAUUAUAUUACAAGAUAA